This is a messenger RNA of Abrus precatorius (Indian licorice), 1601 nucleotides long. RefSeq names its product tubulin alpha chain-like. Bases 102 to 1457 code for a protein of 451 amino acids. Gene Ontology annotation, molecular function: GTP binding; structural constituent of cytoskeleton. The transcript is spliced from 3 exons. Gene Ontology annotation, cellular component: cytoplasm; microtubule. NCBI's taxonomy places the organism in Eukaryota, Viridiplantae, Streptophyta, Magnoliopsida, Fabales, Fabaceae. The record is from RefSeq and is a predicted model, not a curated record. Gene Ontology annotation, biological process: microtubule cytoskeleton organization; mitotic cell cycle.
ACAAUCCAAAGGGAGAAGGCGUCUUAAUAAACGCCGCCCAAACAUUUCGUCCUCUUAAUCCCAUUUUCUAAGGUUUUUGUUUUCUCAAUUUCGCCGAGAAAAUGAGAGAGUGCAUUUCAAUCCACAUUGGUCAGGCCGGUAUCCAAGUUGGAAAUGCCUGCUGGGAACUCUAUUGCUUGGAGCACGGCAUUCAGCCCGAUGGACAAAUGCCAAGUGACAAGACCGUUGGUGGAGGAGAUGAUGCCUUCAACACGUUCUUUAGCGAAACCGGCGCUGGAAAACACGUUCCCCGCGCCGUCUUCGUGGAUCUUGAACCCACCGUCAUCGACGAGGUCCGAACCGGCGCGUACCGCCAACUCUUCCACCCGGAGCAACUCAUCAGCGGCAAGGAAGACGCUGCCAACAACUUCGCGCGUGGACAUUACACCAUUGGCAAAGAGAUCGUUGAUCUUUGCCUCGACAGGAUCAGAAAGCUCGCCGAUAACUGCACUGGUCUCCAAGGUUUCUUGGUGUUCAAUGCUGUAGGGGGCGGAACCGGUUCUGGAUUGGGUUCGCUUCUGUUGGAGCGUCUCUCCGUUGACUACGGUAAAAAGUCAAAGCUCGGUUUCACCGUUUAUCCCUCACCUCAAGUUUCAACCUCUGUUGUUGAACCCUAUAACAGUGUCCUUUCAACCCAUUCUCUUCUCGAACACACCGAUGUAGCCGUGCUCCUCGACAAUGAAGCCAUCUACGACAUUUGCAGGCGCUCCCUCGACAUUGAACGACCCACUUACACUAACCUUAAUCGCCUCGUCUCCCAGGUGAUUUCAUCCCUCACUGCCUCUUUGAGGUUCGAUGGAGCACUGAAUGUUGAUGUGACCGAGUUCCAAACCAACUUGGUUCCUUACCCAAGGAUUCAUUUUAUGCUUUCCUCUUAUGCCCCUGUGAUCUCUGCCGAGAAAGCCUACCAUGAGCAGCUUUCUGUGGCUGAGAUUACCAACAGUGCUUUUGAACCUUCCUCAAUGAUGGCAAAAUGUGACCCUCGUCAUGGCAAGUACAUGGCUUGUUGUUUGAUGUAUAGGGGUGAUGUUGUGCCCAAGGAUGUGAAUGCUGCUGUGGCCACCAUCAAGACCAAGCGAACUAUCCAGUUUGUGGAUUGGUGCCCAACUGGGUUCAAGUGUGGUAUCAAUUAUCAGCCUCCAACUGUUGUUCCUGGAGGUGAUCUUGCCAAGGUUCAGAGGGCUGUGUGCAUGAUCUCUAACUCUACUAGUGUUGCUGAAGUGUUCUCGAGGAUUGAUCAUAAAUUUGAUCUCAUGUAUGCCAAGAGGGCUUUCGUGCACUGGUAUGUGGGUGAGGGCAUGGAAGAGGGUGAGUUCUCAGAAGCUCGUGAGGACCUUGCUGCUCUGGAGAAGGAUUAUGAGGAAGUUGGUGCUGAGUCUGGUGAUGGAGAGGAUGUUGAAGGAGAAGAUGAUUAUUAGAAUGGAAUGUUAAUGUGCAAUGUCAUGUUUUUCUCAUGUAACUUCUCGUUUUCUUCUGGAUCAGAAUUUUAUCUGUGCUUUAUGGAUAUUGCUUGUGAAAUGUGAAUCGAUGUUUGUGCUCUUUUGAGCACAUAAGUUUAAUCU